Paramacrobiotus metropolitanus is the source of this 1842-nucleotide messenger RNA. Its product is annotated as GDP-mannose 4,6 dehydratase-like. The coding region runs from base 387 to 1487 and encodes 366 amino acids. Gene Ontology annotation, molecular function: GDP-mannose 4,6-dehydratase activity. The record is from RefSeq and is a predicted model, not a curated record. Gene Ontology annotation, biological process: GDP-mannose metabolic process. NCBI's taxonomy places the organism in Eukaryota, Metazoa, Tardigrada, Eutardigrada, Parachela, Macrobiotidae. The transcript has 7 exons.
AACAAAGCGGCGAAUACCGUGCAUUUGUCUAUUUAGAGUGACUGCCACGUUAGCGAAGGCUUCUUACAGGUAAAUGGCUUAUUUUUGUAACGUAAAGGUUGAAACGGAGUGGAUCCGUUAUCGCUUUUUUGCUUAUCUUUUGAGAAGUUUUCUUCAACAAAAUCUACUGUGCCACUGUUGACGUCGAGUCGUCCGCUGAAACUCGUACAGGUUUCUGCAGCCGAAGUGGAAAACGUCGCACGCACGCAGAAAGUCCUCUUUACUUCCUGUGCAGCUGGAAAGAUUUUGUUGUGUGUUGUUUGGCCGGAUCUUUUCGGUUGUUGCUUAAACACUCAUACCAAGACUCUGGUUGCCGUUGAAAUUUAGUUGUUGCCAAACUCGCCAGCAUGGGAAGCCUUGUAAAGACGGAUAAUCGCGCUGUGGGAGAUGGCAGGCAAAAAGUCGCUUUGAUAACGGGAAUCACUGGACAGGAUGGAUCGUAUCUUGCUGAACUCCUGAUCUCAAAAGGAUAUGCAGUGCAUGGGAUUAUUCGCCGGAGUAGUUCGUUUAACACUGGACGCAUUGCACAUCUGUAUGAUGAUCCAACUACCCAUCGCCAAGGCUCAAUGGUACUGCAUUAUGGCGAUUUAACCGACAGUACUUGCCUGGUUAAAAUUAUUAACGAAGUGCGACCGGAUGAAGUGUACAAUCUCGGUGCUCAAAGCCACGUGAAAGUAUCGUUUGACCUGGGAGAAUACACCGCAAAUGUCGACGGCGUAGGCACACUACGCUUGUUGGAUGCUAUUCGGACGUGUGGUUUAGGUGAUACUGUCAAAUUCUACCAGGCUUCGACAAGUGAAUUGUACGGAAAAGUACAAGAAAUACCGCAAAAGGAAACAACGGCGUUUUACCCGCGAUCUCCUUAUGGUGUAGCCAAAUUGUACGCUUUUUGGAUUGUGGUUAAUUUUCGCGAGGCAUACAACAUGUAUGCCUGCAACGGGAUUUUGUUUAACCAUGAAAGUCCGCGUAGAGGUGAGACAUUUGUUACACGCAAGAUUACUCGCGAAGUAGCAAAAAUUCAUCUUGGAUACGAACAGUUUUUUGAACUGGGUAAUUUGGAUUCCAAGCGAGACUGGGGCCAUGCACGGGACUAUGUGGAGGCGAUGUGGCUCAUGUUGCAGCAAGAUCAACCUGAAGAUUUCGUCAUAUCAACGGGCGAAGUCCAUUCGGUUAAAGAGUUUGUUGAAGCUGCUUUCGGCGUGAUUGGAAAAACUAUUCGAUGGGAAGGGGAAAACGAGAACGAAGUCGGGAUUGAGGUGGAAAGCAACAAAGUGCGCGUUAAAGUCAACCCCAAAUACUACCGGCCGACCGAGGUGGACUUCCUACAGGGAGACUGCAGCAAGGCUAAAACACAGUUAAAAUGGACACCGUCUACAACAUUUGAUGCGCUGGUGAAAGAGAUGGUGGAGUCAGAUAUCAAGCUAAUGCAGAAAGACCCUACUGCAUAGACGGUGGUUGUAAUGGUGGUAAUUCCAGAGUUGCAUAAUAAGUGGUAGUUUUCAUUGUUUUCAUUCCUGUCACAAAUGAUUGAUUGUUUUCUACAGUAUGCUGUUUUGUACGUUUGCUGUUGAAUAUUCAGAUCGUUGUUUUGUUUUUGUUUAGAACUAAAUAUUUUAUGUCAUAAGUGAUUAAUAGCUGCUGAAGGGCGGUUUGGGUGUUUGCCUUUUUUCAUAGAUAAACUGUGCGUCGGAAUGACCUGUGCGGUAUGUUUCAGCGCACAGGUCUUCAGUUGCGAAGAAGUUGGGGAAAAACUAGCGAAUACCAUGUAUGAAACUAUGAAUGAUAAACAUCGUUACUAGUGUA